GGUCUCAUCCAAAUCGAUUAAUCGCUAUCUUUGUUUUAGUUAUUACAUGUGGUCUCUGUUGUUAAAGUAAUGUAGCCGGUGUUUACAUAGUUAAGAAAAUUAGUUAUUAUAUAUUAUUAUAAAUAUGCAGGCUUCUGACGUUUUAGGAAUGGAUCCAGAUACUAGCAAAACUCCUGAAAAGAAGAAGAAAAAGAAGUCAAAGACUCUUGGAGAAAUACAAUGCGAAGAAAAUUUUAUGCUUUCUCCCUCUGAAAAGCCAGCCACAUUAAACAGUUGUGAUUGGCCAUUACUGUUAAAGAAUGUUGACAGAUUAAAUGUCAGGACUAAUCACUACACACCUAUUCCAAGUGGAUGUUCACCUCUUCAGAGAGAAAUCCGUGACUAUAUUACGUCAGGUUUUAUUAAUUUGGACAAACCUUCCAAUCCAUCAUCACAUGAAGUUGUGGCAUGGUUAAAGCGAAUAUUAGAAGUUCCAAAAACUGGUCACAGUGGUACCCUUGACCCAAAAGUUACUGGGUGCCUGGUUGUUUGUAUUGGUAGGGCCACUCGUCUUGUUAAGUCACAGCAAGGUGCGGGAAAGGAGUAUGUUGCCAUUUUCAAGUUGCAUAAUUCUGUUGAAGAUCCUGUUAAAGUUAGCAAGGGUCUUGAAUUGUUGACUGGAGCUUUGUUUCAAAGACCACCUCUCAUUUCUGCUGUUAAAAGACAAUUGCGUAUAAGGACAAUUUAUGAAGUUAAGCUGUAUGAGUUUGAUAUGGAAAAAAAUUUAGGUAUAUUUUGGGUGAGCUGUGAAGCAGGUACCUAUGUGAGGACCAUGUGUGUUCAUUUGGGCUUGGCCUUAGGUGUUGGUGGUCAGAUGCAAGAACUAAGAAGAGUUCGUUCUGGUAUUCAAAGUGAAAAGCAAAGUCUAUACACAAUGCAUGAUGUUUUAGAUGCCAUGUAUGUGUACAAUAACCACAAAGAUGAAUCUUAUCUACGAAGAGUUAUUCAACCACUUGAGGGAUUGCUUGUGACCCAUAAAAGAGUUAUUGUGAAAGAUUCUGCCGUAAAUGCUAUCUGUUACGGUGCAAAAGUGAUGUUGCCUGGUGUUCUUAGGUAUGAAGACAACAUUGAAUUGAACCAAGAAAUAGUAAUUAUGACAGUUAAAGGUGAAGCUAUCGCUUUGGGUAUUGCAUUAAUGACCACAUCCACUAUUGCAAGUUGCAAUCAUGGAGUCAUUGCAAAACUCAAAAGAGUUGUAAUGGAACGAGACACAUAUCCACGAAAAUGGGGGUUAGGACCCACAGCCACCUUAAAGAAAAAAAUGGUAAAGGAUGGCUUGUUAGACAAGUAUGGUAAGCCAAAUGAAAAUACUCCUGCUGAUUGGAGUUCAGUAUAUAGUGAUGUUAAAGUCAAAAGUGAAGUUGCUACGCCUGUUGCAAAAAUUCGAGAAGUCAAAGUUGAAACGUCCACUCCUAUGAAG
Parasteatoda tepidariorum (common house spider) is the source of this 1459-nucleotide messenger RNA. RefSeq names its product dyskerin pseudouridine synthase 1 Nop60B (gene Nop60B). Gene Ontology annotation, cellular component: box H/ACA snoRNP complex. Gene Ontology annotation, biological process: mRNA pseudouridine synthesis; box H/ACA sno(s)RNA 3'-end processing; rRNA pseudouridine synthesis. NCBI's taxonomy places the organism in Eukaryota, Metazoa, Arthropoda, Arachnida, Araneae, Theridiidae. The record is from RefSeq and is a predicted model, not a curated record. Gene Ontology annotation, molecular function: pseudouridine synthase activity; RNA binding.